Macadamia integrifolia is the source of this 1152-nucleotide messenger RNA. Its product is annotated as glycine-rich cell wall structural protein-like. NCBI's taxonomy places the organism in Eukaryota, Viridiplantae, Streptophyta, Magnoliopsida, Proteales, Proteaceae. The transcript has 2 exons. The coding region runs from base 316 to 1152 and encodes 278 amino acids. The record is from RefSeq and is a predicted model, not a curated record.
CGACCUUAGAAGGCCAAGAAAGAAACAAUACUUCCACAGUUCCACCUAGUCACAGUGGGGAUGGUGGGGAGGCAGUUGGAAAAUAAAUAAUGAACUCAUUAAGAAUAUGAGCACUCAUUAACUCUACACUUGUGGGUGGUAGAGUAAUGGUAGUAGUGUAGCAUUGCUGUCCUUAAUGGCAAUCUCUCUCUCUUUCUCUCUCUUCCUUCCAUUCACUAUAAACUUCUAAGGUCACCGUUGUUUUCUUUUCAUCCAUUUCAAAACUUCUUUUUCUUGGUCUACUCUCUAUUGCCAAGGUGUGUAGUAGCCAAGAAGAUGAGUGCAGGUCGCUGCAUUGCGGGUGCAGUUCUAGUUUGUUUUCUUGUCAACUAUGUAGCAGUAGUAUUAGUUGCUGCUGAUGUUGUGAAUGAUGAUAAGCAUUUCUUUGGACCACUUAGGCAUCGGCAUGGAUUUGGUGGUGGUGGCGGUGCCGGUGGUGGACUAGGGGUAGGAGGUUUUGGUGGUGGUGCUGGAGGAGGAAGUGGGUUAGGCGGAGGAGGAGGAGGUUUUGGGGGUGGUGCAGGCGCUGGAGGAGGUGGGUUAGGUGGAGGAGGAGGUUUUGGGGGUGGUGCAGGCGCUGGAGGAGGUGGGUUAGGUGGAGGAGGAGGUUUUGGUGGUGGUGCAGGAGGAGGUGGAUUGGGUGGUGGUGCAGGCGCUGGAGGAGGUUUAGGUGGUGGUGCAGGUGGAGGAGGUGGACUGGGUGGUGGUGCAGGAGGAGGGGGUGGAGGGGGCGCUGGUGGUGGAUUGGGUGGUGGUGCAGGUGGUGGAGGUGGACUUGGAGGAGGAGGUGGUGGUGGGCUUGGCGGAGGUGGUGGCGCAGGAGGUGGUGGUGGGCUUGGGGGCGGUGGUGGACUUGGUCACCAUGGAGGCGUUGGCGGUGGGGUAGGAGGAGGAGGUGGACUGGGUGGUGGUGUUGGUGGAGGAGGUGGGCUUGGAGGCGGCGCUGGUGGUGGACUUGGACACCAUGGUGGCAUUGGUGGUGGUGCAGGUGGUGGAUUGGGUGGAGGUGCUGGUGGUGGUGCAGGUGGAGGAGCUGGUGGCGGUGCAGGUGGUGGAUUGGGUGGAGGUGCUGGUGGUGGGCAGGUGGAGGAGCUGGUGGCGGUGUGGUGGUAA